AUGCCAUCACCAAGACUUCUUCCCGAAAUAUUAAUAGAGAUAUUAGGUUACUUGAAAAUUCCAUUAUUUCUAGGACUCAAAGAACGACAACACAUAAACUUGCAACCUCUCUAUUCCUGUCUUUGCGUAUCUAAACAAUGGUACACUAUUGUUGCGCCGCUAUUAUGGGAUCAGCCAUUCAGUUAUAUAGGUUAUGAAUCUGAAAAGGAUAAAUUACUGCUUGUUAACGUCUACCUUGAAUUCAUUUCUCAAUUGGAUCGCGAGAAUAUUGAGGCGACUGGAAUCACAUUUCCCAAAAAUUUUCGACAACCAUACCUUCAUUAUCCGUCAUUUCUCAAGAAUAUGCAUUACGGUGUUCUAUUGGAUGCCGUGCAAUUGUGGUGUCAAAAAAAUUCGGAGAAGACAAUGAAACCAUCGUCUGUUACAAUGACUCUAGAAACUAUAUUGAAGUUAUUUUCUAAGAGUGAUGGAGUGUUGACGCACAUGUCAGCUACUUUCGGACCAAGAAAGAAAGGAGUGUGCAUGUAUCCUGUAUUGAAGGAAGCAGAAAUUGCGGAAUUGGUUAAAUCGGUAAAAUUUCUUUAUAUCGGAGGAUGGGCCAAAAAAGCAGAACUUUUCGAAAUGUUGGCAAAUAAUUGCCAAAAUUUGCAAGUCUUAAAAAUCUCGAUUAUUCACGCUCCAACUGAUUCCCACAGAACCAGUGAAAUUACAUGCAAUAAUUUAGCAUCACUCAUCCGUAAUCAAAGGCACAUUACCGAAUUCGAGUUGGCCGAUUGCCUUGAUCACAUCGAUGCUGUGAUGGAAGCAUUAAGCAUUCGGAGCGCAACUCUGACUAAAUUAUCUUUCAAAAAAUGUUCCUUUAGUGGGUGUCGUAAAUGGGAGGGAUUCAGCAAUUGCACAGGUCUAAAGUCAUUCGUGAUUUCAAGAUGUUUCUUGGAUAACGACGAUGAAACCAUAUUUGAUACAAUUCCCUUUGAAAAACAUAUGCAGACUGACGCUGCUG
This is a messenger RNA of Ambispora gerdemannii, 1003 nucleotides long. The record is from the annotation of a GenBank genome assembly. Lineage: Eukaryota; Fungi; Glomeromycota; Glomeromycetes; Archaeosporales; Ambisporaceae.